AAACUCAUGCUUCUGUGAUUUAUACCUUAUUUUCUUUCAUUAGGCUGCUACCGGUCGACCAUAUCUCAUUGUUGUCGAUUCACCUGCGAUGCAAAAUCUCAAAGAAAUCCCUACUAUUACCUUGAGUCAGCCUGAAAGUGUCUCUCACAAUGUUCUGUGCUGACAAGCAGUGCGGGUAUUGACGUCAGUCACCGGCAUUAGCACCAGCGCGCGAAACUCUUGUCUUUGGGAGUGGUACGAAAGUAAAUCUGCGCUUCCCCGCCCGCCCAGCUACACUAGAAAGUUUAUGAGCGUUUACAUGACUGACUGCUUCUUUUGCACUCGUGGAUUAUACCCGCAAUUUAAAAGGGACAGUCUCCAUUGAUAUCUGACCUUUGACCUAUCAAGGCUGGAUUUGUGUAGUCACCCCUCUGGAGCGGAACCACUGCCACCACAGUCACAGCCGUGCUGCCAUUGGACGAGGACGCUGCCCGAGCACCUAGACACCAGCAAGUUCUUCAUUGAGACUCCCACAGAUAUCUGACUUAGAGAUGGAGAGCAGCAACAUGUCACUUUUACCUCUGCUUCUACUCUGCCUUGCCAUCGCCACUUCAGGUUUGCCCCUUGUCUCUCCCCCAGCAUCCCAGCAGACGUGUGAGCCAGUGAAGGUUCCUGACAACCAGAAUGCCUGGAUCAGGGUGAGGGAGAUGCCAAUAGGCUGCUGGACCAGCUACACCACUAAGGACAGUAAAGAGGUGCACAUCCUCAGCCUGCACUUCCUUCCUGAGGCUUCCACCAUGUUUGAACUAAACAUGACCACUGCCAAGCCAAUGCACCUCAUCAUCACCACAGACUCAGAGCAGGCCAUACACUUUCUGCCCAAUGCUAACGUGGAUGUCAGCUUAUACGUGGCCAAUAACUCCAAUAUAAUGUUUUAUGGUUCAAAAGGCAACGUCCAUAGAAAAGCCCUGCCCACAGACAACGAAGAUCUAGUGAGGUGGGCCACCGAGGAGUUUGGUGGGGUGACGUCUUUCACCACCGUCCAGAACCCAACGAGCAUCGCUUCCACAGGCAGAGAGGGAACAAGAAUCCUUCCAACUGGCUCCAACAACUGUACACUUGAAAAUGAAUGGCACUCCCUCAAGCACUAUUUGACAUUCAAAUCAAGCAUACCUUCCUCGAUCAAGUCCUGCUCGAACCAGCCUCUCAACAGUCACACUGAGAAAGAACUAUACAUCGUUAACAUCCCUGAGGAUGUCAGCAUUCGCUAUGUCUCUGUGCACGUCAUCAGUGAGAGGCAGAUCAGUCUGUUCCUAAGAGGUCCUCAGGGUACCACGUGGAGCAUCCAUGACCCACAGCACACCAGCUUCUGUUCUAACAACGUGAUCAUGCUUGCUGCCACCAACAUGAUGCAUACGAUCCCUCCCACGGUCGACAUCCCCACAGACAGUGCUGAUGCUGUACAGAAGAAGGCCUUGGACCAUUUCAAAGCAAGCACCAUCACCAGCUACUCUGAGAUCCGAACCGAGGGCACCAUGGUCACACUGGUCCUUGGGAAUAAGGACCACACACCAGUCACAGAGACUGCACCCACCGAGACCACCCCAUCGCCCCCUAGCCCCCCUCAGAUGCCUCUGAUCAUGCAGCUGUACACUUCUCCAGACUACCGCUCCCCUCUGGACCUCAACGCCAAGGUGCAGAGCGACAAGAGGAUCUACGCAGAGAUCUCAGGGAGGAUGCUGGGGGAGAUUGUGCUGACCAUCAAGGUGAUCAACUGCUCGGUGCGCUCCAAGGGCUCAUGCCCGGUGGUCAGGGACAUGCCCUUCAGGUCAGAGAUGUGCGCCUCCACCAUGUGCCCCAACAGUACCAGGGUUAGCUUCUCCCUAGAGCUGCUCCAAGACCUGGCGUCCACUAGCUGGGACCUGGAGUGCUCCGUCAAACUCUGCUUCAGUGAGAAAUGUGGAGAUGGAGGAAGAGUGAAGAGGAAUUUGGAGGUAACCCAGACAUACAUCCCACCACCAACUGUGUGUAUUGACUUUGGUCUGUCAGCCGUGCUGGGCAUCGCUUUCGGAGGCUUCCUGAUCGGAGUUCUGCUUAUCGGAGCUCUGUGGUUUAUCAAGAUCCGCACAGGAUCUAGGAUAUCCCACCGGACUGGAUGUCGGGUCGACUGCAGUAAACCUCUCAGGAUGUCCUUGCUCUCUGACCAGCAAACGGCAACCCGUUUCUACGAACCCCUCCCCCUCUGAGAACAGUAGUGCUAAUGCCAGCAUUGGCAGCACUCAGAGCACGCCAACCAGCAGCAUGGCAUGAGAUCAUCAGCACCACCGUCUCCCCUUUCUGACACACCGAGGGGCCUCGUGCUAUUUGGUCGCUCUUUCACCAUGCUUAAGAAAGCAUUACCCCCCUCUCUUUAGUCACACCACAAACACCCACCCGUUCUCACCCGUGACCCCACCUGAAAGUGGUGAGGUCGGGGGCGGGGUGGGAGGAGCAGGAAUGGGAGGGUGGGGGGCGGCUCUAGUCUAGUCCAGGCUCCUAACAUUCACCUCUCUAGCCUCCCAGCAAAAGUUCCAGACGGAAAGUCAGCGAGGGUGAAAAAAAAGACCCCGGCUCCUAGCAACAGGAAAAACAAAGCAUAUCCCCUAAGAACUAACAGGAAAUUCAUUGCAUUCUUCUCAAUGAAUUGUGCCUCUCUGAUGGCGGCACAAUAAGAGUCAGUCAGUGAAAAAAAGAGACAAAAGAUUAACUUUUAAAAACAUUAUUAGAGAAACUGUUUUUGUCUCUCGACAUCCACAGUUGUUGUGAUUGGAAAUGUCAAGGCCCCUUAUUGUAGGCAAUUUAGAGAUAGAACAGGUGUCAGUCCAGAAUCUAUCACAUUGACUGUAGUUUUAAUUAAAAUUGUAUUACUGUAUAUGGGUGGCUGGAAGACACCAUGUCAGAUUUAAAGAUUUCAGACAGAUCAACAAAGCUAAAAUAUCCAAUGUUCUCCAAUACCAAGGGGUAUCUGUCUUUAUAUGAGUCAGGAAAGAUUGGGAAAAGGCUACCUCUUAAUUUAUGUAGAUGUCGGAUUUUGAAGCACAAGCAUGAGAAUGGGUUAUUCUGGUGAGCUAGUCAGAUACCUUAUUUUUUUGUUUCUCUCUUUCAUUCCGUUUCACUUGAGUUACAAUGCAUUCGGAAAGUUUUCAGACCCCUUCCCUUUUUCCACAUUUCGUUACAUUACAGCCUUAUUUUAAAAUGGAUAAAAAUAUUUAAAAAACUCAUCAAUCUACAAACAAUACCACAUAAAGACAAAGUGUAAAUUAAUUUUAAAAAUAUAUAUUUUUUAUCUAUUUAAAUAUGUAUUCAGAGCCUUUGCUAUGCGAUUCGAAAUUCAGCUCAGGUGCAUCCCUUUUCUAUUUAUCAUCCUUUUCUACAAGUUGAUUGGAGUCCACCUGUGGUAAAUUAAAUUGAUUGGACAUGAUUUGGAAAGGCACACACCUGUCUAUAUAAGGUCCCACAGUUGACAGUGCAUGUCAGAGAAAAAAACAAGCCAUCAGGUCAAAGGAAUUCUCCUUGGAGCUCCGAGACAGGAUUGUGUCAAGGCACAGGUCUGGGGAAGGGUACCAAAACAUUUCUGCAGCAUUGAAGGUCCCCAAGAACACAGUGGCCUCCAUCAUUCUUAAAUGGAAGAAGUUUGGAACCACCAAGACUCUUCCUAAAGCUGGUCUCCCAGCCAAACUGAGCAAUCGGGGGAGAAGGGCCUUGGUCAGGGAGGUGACGAAGUACCCGAUGGUCACUCUGACAGAGCACCCGAGUUCCUCUGUGGAGAUGGGAGAACCUUCCAGAAGGACAACCAUCUCUGCAGCACUCCACCAAUCAGGCCUUUAUGGUAGAGUCGCCAGACUGAAGCCACUCCUCAGUAAAAGGCACAUGACUGUCACGGCGUUCAAAAGGAUCGGACCAAAGUGCAGCGUGGUUGUAGUUCCACAUUUUAUUAAAUCCGUGAAACUUUGCAAAACAUAAAUAACUGAAUUUACAAAACAAACCGUGACGCAGAGAGAAACAAACACUACUCAAAAGAUAUAUCACCUACAAAACUCAUGAAGAAAAACCCCCACUUAAAUAUGAUCUCCAAUCAGAGGUAACGAGGACCAGCUGCCUCCAAUUGGAGAUCAACCCAAAAAACAACAACAUAGAAAUAGAAAAACUAGAACUUAAACAUAGAAAUAGAAAACGUAGAAAAACUCAAAACACCCCCUGUCACGCCCUAACCUACUCUACCAUAGAAAAUCACAUCUUACUAUGGUCAGGAUGUGACAAUGACAGCCUGCUUGGAGUUUGUUGAAAGGCACCUGACCUGUGUGUAAGAAACGUAGAUUAUCUGUUCUGAUGAAACCAAGAUUAAACUCUUUGGCCUGAAUGCCAAGCGUCACAUCUGGAGGAAACCUGGCACCAUCCCUACGGUGAACAAUGGUGGUGGCAGCAUCAUGCAGUGGGGAUGUUUUUCAGCGGCAGGGACUGGAAGACUAGUCAGGAUCAAGAGAAAAGUACAGAGAGAUCCUUGAUGAAAACCUGCUCCAGAGCGCUCAGGACCUCAGACUGGGGCAAAGGUUUACCUUCCAACAGGACAAUGUCCGUAAGCACACAGUCAAGACAACCCAGGAGUGGCUUCGGGACAAGUCUCAGAAUGUCCUUGAGUGGCCCAGUCAGAGCCCGGACUUGAACCUGACCAAAUAUCUCUGGAGAGACCUGAAAAUAUCUGUGCAGCUACGCUUCCCAUCCACCCUGACAGAGCUUGAGAGGAUCUGCAGAGAAGAAUGGGAGAUCAUACCCAAAUACAGGUGUGCCAAGCUUGUAGCAUCAUACCCAAGAAGACUCAAAGAUGUAAUUGCUGCCAAAGGUGCUUCAACCAAGUACUGAGUAAUGGGUCUGAAUACUUAUGGAAAUGGUAAUAUAUCAGUUUUUAAUUUGUAAUAUAUUUGCAAAAAAACUGUUUUUGCUUUGGCAUUAUGGGGUAUUGUGUGUAGAUUGAUGAGGGGAAAAAAUGAUUUAAUACAUUUUAGAAUAAGGCUGUAACGUAACAAAAUGUAGAAAAAGGGAAUGUGUCGGAAUACUUUCCAAAUGCACUGUACAUCAUACUGUUUUUCUCCAAGCCAUCUGUUACAUACAAGCAGAAUGUAUAACUAAAUGUCCAUGCAUGACAAUGUUACUUAGGAGCCUUUGUGAAUGAAUACUUUUUAUAGUCCUUUUUUAAAAAUAUAAUAUUUAUCUGAAAUUGUAUUAUGUCUAGAUAAGAGACACAUUUUACUUUCCUCAAUGCAAACUAAAGUCAACCCCAAAGCAAGGUUUUACCCAAAACAUUGUGAGAUUUGUAAAGACCAACAAAAAAAGAAGAAUUUACAUCUAAAUGAUUGAACUCAGGAAAAACUAUAUUUGGAAUUAUUGUAGGUUAGGGAGUAAUUAUUUAUGUCCAGUGCCAAGAAAAAUGGAAAUCAGAUGUGAUAGAUGGUUGAACCGUAAGUGUAAACCCAUUCUGUGUGUAAUUGUACAAAUGUAAAUGUAUUUUUAUUGUAUUGCCUCUUUUUAUCUCUUUGAAAAUGCUCUCACAAUACAAAGAAAAGCUUUGUGAUUAUGACCUGCUGGGUAUAAAGACAUUCCCUUCAAACAUUCCAUUCAGCCAUGUUUCUUAAAGAAACAGCAAUACUGUACCAAAAUUAUACAGUUUGUAUAAUAAUUUUUGAUUUUAUUGUUAUGAUUGUACUAGUUAUUGUUCAUUACACAAAUGUAUAUUUGUUGAGUAAUUAAUUAGUCAUUCAUUUGUUUUGAUACUGUCACCAAAAGCAGCCAUCUUAAAACCAAGUGAGCUUCCUCAACCAAACAUUGUUUUGAAUGGACCAAUAUGUUUUUUUCCCCCACCUAAAUUAUUAUGUAGCUAACUAAUAAUGCAUUGUUUGUGUGUUUCUAUGUGCAUGUGUGAGUGAGUGCAUGCAUGCAAGUGUGCAUGCUCUAACUUAUUCCGUUCAACUAUAUACAUAUAUAGAUAUAUAUCAAAUAGCUUAGUACACACCCCAAAACUUUUCAAAUGUUCAAAUCAAAAGGCUAUUGUGCAGAUAAAUGUGGACAGUCGGGUGCAUCGCAAAUUCAGAACCUCUGGACAGCAACAUAAUAAACUGAAGUACUGAUCAUUGGGAACGAGAUCAGAAAUAGGUAGCCUCGCCUACAAAACUAAAACACCCCAUAUGUUCAAAUCAAAAGUCCUGAUUUAACAUGACAUUAAUAACACAGCCACAUCCCGAGUACCCGGUGCCGACACGUUCAGAAAUCAAAAGAUGGUUUGUGCAAUAGACCACUGCGCCACUCGGGAGGCCCCAUUGAAGCUAUUAUGAGCCAAAACUUUUGACCCACAAUAGUCAGCAUAUAAGGGGAGCACUGGCGUCCCACUGAACUGAACCUCCACAGGCAAGUAACAGUGAAUGAAGGGGGUGUUGUUGUAUCAGACAGUCUGUGACAGCUAGGCUCUCUGAGAGUACUGACAGAAAGCAGGGUAAAUCAGAUGGGCUGUCAGUUAAUCCAGUCGUUAACCCAGCAGAUUCUGGCCCAGCCUCUGACAAGGGCUUCCUUUGCUCAUAGAUACACACGAGCCAAGCAAUCCUCAACACACGGCACAUUUCCCUUUCUCACAAUGUUAGACACUCGCAAGGCGAGCAGACUGUGUGUAUUUGUGUGUUGAAGACAGAAUGUGUGCAUGUAUUACAAGAGAGUGUCUGUGUGUGUGUGUGUGUGUGUGAGAGAAAGUGAGUGUUUGUCUUUCGGGAGGUGUCUUUGUUUAAAUCCAGAAAGGAGAGUGACUUAGGAGGUGGUUAUGAGCUCUUUGUUAUUGAGUGAUACACUCAACGCAGCUCUUGAGUUGGGAGGCUCCCAAACGUACAAGGUCUAAGUGUGGAAGAAAAAUAUUAUCCAAUAUUUCUUGCAUCAUAUGCAAUUGAAAUCACAAAAAAAGGGGAUUACUUUUUUUCUUUUAUCACAUAACUAAUAUAAUAUGUAAAAACGGAAUAUAUUGAAACUCAUCUGGACAGACAGGAAUAAUAACAUUACCAAGUAUCUUAACCCUUGAAAUGUAUUCACAGUAAUACAUUUUUCUGUUAUCUAUUUUUUCCUAUAAGCAGCAACAUGAAGUCAUUUCCCUCAUUUUGAUCUGUACUGGGCUGCUGUGUUAUAAAAUAAUGCCUUAGAUUAAAGGCUUGUUUGUGCCUGGGUAUAAUGUGUCUAUACAGGAUGUCACCCUUCAGGAUUGUUAACAACGUUGUUAGAGUUUGUCAUCUUAACAAAAUUACUGCUCCAAUUCUAUGCAUGGAUGAAAAAUCCAGGGAAUUCUAUAACCCUGGCUAAAGUGCCUUCUAUGGUGCACUGAACAAAUUCAAAUGGUGCACUGAACAAAUUCAAAUGAUAUGUUGUCUUUUGAAAAGUAUAUAUAUAUUUUUUGUGUAUCAACCGUCUUAAUAAAAUUAGUUUAAGAAACUAA
Messenger RNA from Salmo salar (Atlantic salmon), 7480 nucleotides. Lineage: Eukaryota; Metazoa; Chordata; Actinopteri; Salmoniformes; Salmonidae. The record is from RefSeq and is a predicted model, not a curated record.